CGGAGCCAGGCGCCGCGCGCGCCCUGCUGAGGAGCCAUGGGCAACGAAGCGAGCCUGGAGGGCGACGUCCCGGCCGGCGUGGACGCGGACCUGAGCCGGCUGAGCGCCGAGGAGCGGAGCCAGAUCGCCGCCGUGCUGUCGCGGGCGCAGGCGCUGCCGCCGGGCGCCGCGGAGCCGCCGUCACCUCACAGGAAACAAGAGUUGGAUAGUAGUCAGGCCUCAAAGCAACCUGGGAAGCCUCCAGACCCAGGGCGUCCUGUUCAGCCUGGUCUCAGUAAGAGCAGAACCACAGACACUUUUAGGUUGGAGCAGAAAUUGCCUGGAAGGAGCCCUUCCACUAUUAGUUUGAAAGAAUCCAAAUCCAGAACUGAUUUUAAGGAAGAGCACAAGUCCAGUAUGAUGCCUGGUUUCCUCUCAGAAGUUAACCCUUUAAGUGCUGUCUCCUCUGUUGUAAAUAAAUUCAACCCUUUUGAUUUGAUAUCAGACUCUGAGACAUCCCAGGAAGAAACCAACAAGAAACAAAGAAUAGCUCAGAAGGACCAAGGAAAAUCUGAGGGAAUCACCAAACCUCCAUCACAGCAGUCACCCAAACCAGUUCCUAAGCAGCAAGGACCUGCCCGGGAUCCCCGUCAACAGGAAGGCUCUCCCAAACCAGUCCCUUCCCAGCAAGCUGAGAAAGUCAAACCACAGCCUUCUGCAACAGGAAUGCCAGCUCAGGGGCCUGUGCUACCACCUCAGACAGAUCUGGCAAAGUUGUCACUUCAGCGUGAGGCAGCCAAGCCUCAGGCUAAGCAGCCAGACUCAGAGCAGGGAGUGGCAGUUAAACCCUCUCAGCAGAGCCCAUCCAAGCCACCUAUGCAGCAGGCAGGUCCUGGGAAACCUCCAGCCCAGCAGCCUGGGCCUGGAAAACCAGCAGUCCAGCAGCCAGGGCUAGCAAAGGCCCUUGGACUACAACCAGGAACAGUGAAGCCCCCGGCCCAGCAGCUAGGGACCCCAAAAUCUACUGCUCAGCAGCCUGCACCACAGUCUCCAGCCAAGACGCCAGGGCCUACAAAGCUUCCAGCUCAGCAGCCAGGUCAAGCAAAGUCUCCAGCUCAGCAGCCGGGUCAGACAAAGCCUUCUGCUCAGCAACCAGGCCCAGCGAAGCCCCAAACUCAGCAGCCUGGCCCAGGAAAACCCCCAGCUCAACAUCCUGGCCUAGCAAAGCCCCCAACUCAGCAGCCAGGCCCAGCAAAACAUUUAGCUCAGCAGCUUUCAAAACCAGUCCCGGGGAAACCUUCACAACCACCACCAAGUUCUCCAUCUGUAACUCAGAUUCCAGUACAAGACUCCUCUAAAACCAUCUGUCCUCUUUGCAACACCACUGAACUUCUGUUGCAUGUUCCAGAAAAGGCCAAUUUUAACACAUGCACUGAGUGUCAAACCACUGUCUGUAGCCUCUGUGGUUUUAAUCCAAAUCCUCACUUAACUGAGGUGAAGGAGUGGCUCUGUUUAAACUGUCAGAUGCGAAGAGCUCUAGGGGGGGAGUUAGCUCCUAUGCCACCAUCACCCCAGCCCAAGCCCAAGACCACCUCUGUGAUGCUCCCAGCAGCUGUGAGCAAACCCACCCCACAGGCCCCGCAGGCCUCCCCAAAGAAGGAUCUCGCAGCCAAGCAGGAUGCUGCCACAGCCCCUGAGUCCAGGAAGCCCCCGCCACUUGUGAAGCAGCCGACCCUGCACGGUCCUCCACCCUCCCCGGCCAUGCAGACUCCUGUGACAGAGCCUUCCUUGAAGCCAGGACCCUCACCCGAACAGGCCAAGGCCCCCACCACUGACCACAAACCAAAGCAGCCCCUGACAGGAAGGCCCACUGCAGAGGCUGAGUCUGCUGUGCCAGAAGCAGGCAAGCCUGACCUCUCUGACUCCCAGAUCCAGCCAGAGGAUCUAGAGAAGACAACUCCAACUAGGAUGGACUCUGCCAAGCCCUCCCAAAGCUUCCCACCAACAGGAGAGAAAGUUACCCCACUGGACUCCAAAGCCAUGCCUCGGCCUGUGUCGGAUUCAAAGAUCCUCUCACAUCCUGGGCUCAGCUCAGAGAGCAGAGAUCCAAAGAAAGUUGAUCCUGUUCAAAAGAAGGAGGAACCCAAGAAAGCACAAACCAAAAUGAGCCCCAAACCAGAUGCCAAGCCCAUGCCAAAAGGGUCACCAACACCCCCUAGCCCAAGACCUCCCACUGGCCAAACUGCACCCCCACCACUGCAGGCUUCAAAGCCUCAGGAGCAAUCUAGACGUUUCAGUCUCAGUCUAGGAAGUAUCACCGACACCCCGAAAUCCCAGCCCACAACUCCUCAAGACACUGUGACUGGGAAGCUCUUUGGGUUUGGGGCAUCCAUCUUCAGCCAGGCAUCAAAUCUAAUUUCCACAGCAGGCCAGCCUGGAUCUCAUUCCCAAGAUGGCCCAGCAGCCUCAGCUAAACAAACUGUUCCCCCAUCACAGCCUCCUGCUUCUCAGGGGCCCCCUAAACCCACAGGACAGGCACCAUCAGCACCUGUGAAGGUUGCCCUUGUGAAAAAGGAAACAAAAGCUCCAGUAGCUGAGAAGGUGGAGGCCAAGCCUGAAGCAACUCCUGCAAGGAAAAGACCAGAAGCAGAUAAGAAGCCACCCCCUGCCAAAGACAGCAGACCUCUAGCAUCUGAGCCUGAGCAGGCUGCACAGCUCCCCACACUGGGGAAAAUCCCCCAGCCCACACCGGUCUGUCCACUCUGCAAAACUGAGCUCAAUGUAGGUUCUCAGGGUCCUCCUAACUUCAGCACUUGCACGGAAUGCAAGAGUCAGGUGUGCAACCUGUGUGGAUUUAACCCUACACCCCACUUGGCUGAGAUUCAAGAAUGGCUGUGUUUAAAUUGCCAAACUCAGAGAGCAAUCUCAGGACAGCUUGGAGACAUGGGAAGAAUGCCCCCUGCACCCUCUGCACCCAAAGCAUCCCCUGUGCCUGGCCUUGCAGAACCUCCACCUCAGAAAGCAGUGGAGAAAGCAGUAGCCGCUGCUCAGGGAAAAGCGAAACAGAAGGAAGCAGAAGUAAAAACCGAGGCCGUAAAGCCCUCUCCAGAAAGAGUAAAAGCAACAGCUGCAAGUGAAAAGACUCCUAAGAUAUCCUCAGAUCUAAGAGAAGAGAGUAAGCUUGAGAAAGACGAAGUUUCAACCCUUCCAGGAAAAAAGCCACUGUCCAAAGAAGAAAAGCCCCUUUCAGAAGAGAGAAUGUUAACCACCAAAGAAAAGAAGCCACUUCCUGCAGAAAAGAAGCCAGCCCUUGAGGAAGAAAGGCCGAUGCCUGAAGACAAAAAGUUACUACGCCCAGAAUCAGAAGCACUGGCCCCAGAAGAGAAGGAACAGCAUCAGGUAGUGGAACCUCAAGCACAGGUUGCCCAAGAGAAACCCAGUGGCAGGGGUGCUCCUGAGACACCGCAAGUGGAGAAGCAACCCCAGGCCCAGACAGAAGCUUCACCACCAGGCCAGGCAGACACUUUGCCCGAGGAGAAGGCUCAGACAACUAUGGGGAAGGAGCAGCCACAGGCAGCAGGCUCAGCAAAACCUGAGCAGACAGAACCUAGGAAAGAAAAAGCAGACAAGGAAGAGGACAAGUCAGACACCUCCAGUUCUCAGCAGCCUAAAAGCCCACAAGGCCUGAGUGACACCGGAUAUUCUUCAGAUGGAAUAUCGGGGUCCCUUGGUGAAAUCCCAAGUCUGAUUCCUAGCGAUGAGAAGGACCUGCUCAAGGAACUCAAAAAGGACUCUUUUUCUCAAGAAUGCAGCCCACCCAGCCCCACAGACCUGGCCAAGCUAGAAAGCACCGUCCUCUCCAUUCUGGAGGCCCAGGCAGCUACCAGGGCUGAUGAAACCUCGGACAGGAAGAUGCAGCCCCGCGAGGUCUCUCCCGAGCAGCCCAGGGACUCACAGAAAGCUCCGCUGCCCUCCAAAGUCCCAGAGAGGCCUGCUGCCCAGGAGGAGCUCAAGGCAAGCCAGGAAGAAAAGAGAGAUGUUUCCAGGAAGGGGGCCCGGCAGGGCGUGCCCGGUGGCCAGGGUCCCUCUGAGAGGGCUAGGCUGGUGGGCGACAGUCGUGCCUCGCUGGAGGACAGCAGCGAAAGCGAAACCUCGCCAGUGCCAGCCAGGAAACGCCGGGCCAGCGUGGGCUCCUCCAGUAGUGAGGAGGACAAGCAGGAGGUCAGCGCGGGCUCUGGGGACGAGGAGGACUUCAUUCGCAAACAAAUCCUGGAGAUGAGUGCGGACGAGGACGCCUCAGGCUCGGAUGAUGACGGGGCGCUGCGACGACGGCGGCUGCCAGAGCCCGGGGCCCAAGAAGGCACAAGGGGCAGGGGCAGGGCUAUGGCCGGACGCCACCGCCGCCCCACACGCAAGCCCGGCCCUUGCUUGGAGGAGGAGGCGGGCCGCCGGCACUCGUGGCACGAUGAGGAAGACGAGGCCUUUGAUGACAGCCCCGAGGGCAAGGCCAGGGAGACCAAGAGCCAGGAGGGCGAGGAGCCAGCACCAGCUGGUGGGGGCCUGCGGCGCUUCAAGACCAUCGAGCUGAGCAUGGCUGAGCAGCGGCGCGCCGCGCUGUUCCCGGAGGAGGAGCCGGAACUGGAGAUGGAGAGCCUGACGGACUCGCCAGAGGACCGCUCGCGGGGCGAGGGCUCCUCCAGCCUGCACGCAUCCAGCUUCACGCCAGGCACCUCGCCCACGUCCGUGUCAUCGCUGGAUGAGGACAGCGACAGCAGCCCGAGCCACCGGCGGGGCGAGGGCAAGCAGCCGCGCAAGGCUCGGCACCGCAGCCACGGGCCCCCGCUGCCCACCAUCGAGGACUCCUCGGAGGAGGAGGAGCUACGUGAGGAGGAGCAGCUGCUGCGGGAGCAGGAGCGGCAGCGCGAGGUGGAGCAGCAGCAGCGUAAGGGCGCCGGCCGGAAGUCCAAGAAGGAUAAGGAGGAGCUGCGAGCGCAGCGCCGGCGUGAGCGGCCCAAGACACCGCCCAGCACGCUGUCACCCAUAGAGGACGCAUCUCCCACGGAGGAGCUGCGACAAGCGGCCGAGAUGCAGGAGCUGCAGCGCUCUUCCUGCUCUGAGUACUCGCCCAGCCUCGAGUCCGACCCCGAUGGCUUCGAGAUCAGCCCCGAGAAAAUCAUCGAGGUGCAGAAGGUCUACAGACUACCGGCUGCUGUGUCACUGCGCUCGCCCACAGAGGAACAGCCGGUGGGGCCAGAGGAAGAUGCCCGGAAGGCACCGAGGAGUGCCAAGGAGAUGUACGAAGACGUUGUGCACAGGCCACACAGGUACAGGGCGCUCCCAGCCACGGGUGAGCGGGAUGAGGCAUUCGAGAAGGAGCCACUGUAUGGCGGGAUGCUGAUUGAGGAUUACAUCUAUGAGUCGCUCGUGGAGGACGCACUCACGGGACCCACGAACGGCAGCGUCCUGGCGGGGCCCGAGGAGGAGCCUGGACUAGAGCUGCCGAGAGUGAGAGAGCCAAAGGCAGGGCUUCCAGAGCACAUUUAUGAGGACUCCAUGCAGAUCACGGACUUCCAGAAGGAGUUCUACGAGCUGGAGAGCUUGCACGUGGCUGUGCCUCAGGAGGACAUCGUGUCGAGCUCCUACAUUAUCCCUGAGAGCCACGAGAUAGUGGAUCUGGAUACGCUGGUGACGGCCACCAGUGAGGAGAAAGAAUUGCUGGAUGCUGAUGCUGCCUAUGAGCAGCUCCUGAGGCGGCGGCUGCAGCUGAGUGCCGCACCCCCCACGGGGGACGAGGUGACAGCAGCCGGGGAGGAUCUGGACCUGGACCGCGCUCCCGAUGCCUCGCUCACCUCUAGCAUCCUCUCGGGGGCGUCACUGACAGACUCGACGAGCAGCGCCACCCUCUCCAUCCCGGACGUGCGAAUAACCCAGCACUUCUCCACAGAAGAAAUCGAGGAUGAGUAUGUGACGGACUACACGAGAGAAAUCCAAGAGAUCAUUGCCCAUGAGUCCCUGAUCCUGACCUGCGUGGAGAGCGCAGCCCCACUGCCACCCUCGGACUCACCCUCACCCUCACUUGCAUCCUCACUGUCCUCACUGUGCACCACAGACAGCUCGUCACCUGCCGCCAGCCUGGAUGUGGCCUCCACUGAGCCCGGGACCCUGAUGGCCACGAGCGAGCCUUCCGUGGAACUCUCUUCAUGCACGUACCUCCCAGGCAGCGUCAUUGACUAUCCCGAGGAAAUAAGCAGACCCCUGGAGCAAGCUGUCUCCCUGGGAAGCAGGGAUGUUGCGGGUCCUGCUGUGACCUUAGCUGACAGGCCCCCUCCAGGCACAGAGCCGUUGGGCACCAAAGUGGCUUGGACUGUGUCUGAAGAAGAGCCAUUGGGCAAAGCUCAGAAGGAAACCGACAGUGGGAUUAUUCUGGAAGUAUUAGAAGCUUACAGAGAUGAAAGGAAGGAGUCUGAGGCCGAAGCAAGACAAGCAAGCUUAUCGGAAGCUGUGUCUGGCCAACCCAUCACCCCUGCUCCUACAGUGCCCACCCUGCUGAAGGAGCAGCCAGUAUCUGCACGCUUCGAAUCCAGGGAGGUCCUGCGGCAAGGAGGCCCACCUUCGCAGUUACCGCUAGGCAGUCACUCUGUGUCCUUCCCCAUAGUUGCUGCUUCCCAGGCUCCAGCUACCACAGGGCCACCGCUGGCUGAUACUGUCACUUCCACAGCGGUUGAAGCUGUCCCCAAAAUGGAUGGUUUACCUGCAGCAAAGCUGUGCACUGCCAUACCCCCUCCAGUCCCUCCAAAGCCUGCCUCCAUUCCAUCUGGACUCGUAUUCACGCACAGACCUGAGCCCAGCAAACCACCCAUUGCCCCCAAACCAACAGUUCCUCAGCUCCCAGGAGCUGCGCAGAAACCGAGGGACACACAGCCUAAACCAACAGGCCCACUGUCAGCUUCUGGCAUGAUCUUGAGUCUAGAGACAUCUGUGGAUUAUACCUUACCUUCCCCCACCUCCCCACUAUCCCCCCACUCUAACAAAUCCUCACCAAGGUUUGCCAAAUCCCUCAUGGAGACUUACGUGGUUAUUACACUGCCUUCAGAACCCGGGACGCCCACUGAGUCCACAGCUAGCCAGGCAGUUACCAGUUGGCCCCUGGGGGAACCCCCACUGGAGCUGGUUUCCUCUGAACCCGUGUUUUCAGUACCCCCUAUGAGUGCUACAGAAGUCCCAGGUUCUCAACCAGCCCUGUGUCUCUCAGGAGCUUCAGAGGCCUUCUCAGCUGCCCCUGUGGUAAUGCUGUCAUCAUUUCAAGGACCUCCCAUGUCAGGUCCACAGUUUCUUCCAAGCGAGGUCUAUAAGGCAGAGGCUCCAGCAGCCAGACGUACCCUUCCCAGUGCUGGUGCUGGCAGUGUUUCCAUACCAAUUCCUCCAGAGCCUCUUGCUCUAGAUAACCUACACUUAGAGAAGCACAAGGAAAAUGGAAAGCUGCCACUUGUUGGUGAUGCCAUUGAUUUGCGUACCAUACCCAAAGUAGAUGUGGAAGCAACUGAAAAAUGCAUGGAUCUUUCUGCAUCUGCAGUGGAUGUGAAAAGACAGGCCAUGGUGAAUGACGUUUAUGGGAGACAAAUAAGUGCCAUUCAGCCUUCUGUCAUCAAUCUCAGUGCAGCGUCAGGGGUGGCUCCAGUCUCCCUGGAGCCUGAGACAGCGACAGUUGUAGCAUGCACAACUACUACUAGUUAUACCUCAGGCAUAGAAAGCCUGCUGAGCAUAGAACAUGUGACUCCAACCCCACUGCAGCUCACCACAUCAAAGCAUGCUGAGCCCCCAUACAUGCUACCUGGGGGCCAGGCCUUCCCAGCACUUAGGGAGGAAGCACCAAUAAAUUUGUCUCUAGGUCCUUGUGCACAUGCAGUCACAUUGGCUGUUGCAAAGCCUGUCACUGCUCCUCCUGUUGGAGUCACAAAUGGAUGGACAGAUAGCACGACCUCCCAGGCAGUCCCAGAUGGGGAAGUGGUGGAUCUCAGCACAACAAAGUCUCACAGAACUGUUGUAACCAUGGAUGACUCUACUUCAGGUGUGGUGACCAAAAUAAUAGAAGAUGAUGAGAAACCUGUUGAUUUGACUGCAGGAAGAAGGGCCGUGUGCUGUGACAUGGUCUAUAAGUUCCCUUUCGGGAGGAGCUGUGCAACCCAGCAGCCUGCAACCACUCUUCCUGAGGAUCGCUUCGGAUAUAGGGAUGACCACUAUCAGUAUGACAGGUCUGGGCCAUAUCCUUAUAGAGGGAUUGGUGGAAUGAAAGCCUCUAUGUCCGACACUAAUUUAGCAGAAGCUGGACAUUUUUUCUAUAAAAGUAAGAAUGCUUUUGAUUAUUCUGGAGGUUCUGAUGCAGCAGUAGAUCUAACUUCAGGGAGAAUAUCCACAGGUGAGGUAAUGGAUUAUUCAAGCAAGACUACAGGUCCGUAUCCAGAAACACGACAAGUCAUUUCAGGAGUUGGGAUUAACACUCCGCAGUAUUCCACAGCAAGAAUGACUCCACCACCAGGACCCCAGUAUGGUGCGGGCAGUGUUUUGCGGUCAUCUAAUGGUGUUGUGUAUUCUUCAGUAGCAACUCCUAUCCCCUCGACCUUUGCUAUCACCACACAGCCAGGUUCCAUUUUCAGCACGACUGUAAGGGAUCUGUCUGGUAUUCACACGACCGACUCAGUGACUUCAUUGUCUGCCCUGCACCAGGGCCAGCCCAUGCCCAGAUCCUAUUUCAUAACCACAGGUGCAUCUGAAACCGACAUUGCAGUAACUGGGGCUGACAUCAGUGCCAGUUUGCAGACAAUUACUAUGGAAGCUCUGGCUGCAGAGGUAAUUGACUCCGUUCCCACUUUGACCACAGCAUCUGAAAUGUUCACUCAAGUGGUAGGAGAUGAAGGCACUCUUUUAAUUGUCCCUGAGGAAGAUAAGCAACAGCAGCAACUUGACUUGGAGCGUGAGCUCUUGGAACUGGAGAAGAUCAAGCAACAGCGCUUCGCUGAGGAACUGGAGUGGGAGCGUCAGGAAAUCCAAAGGUUCCGAGAACAGGAAAAGAUCAUGGUUCAGAAAAAGCUGGAGGAGCUGCAGUCUAUGAAGCAGCACCUACUCUACCAGCAGGAGGAAGAGCGUCAGGCCCAGCUCAUGAUGAGGCAGGAGACCCUGGCUCAACAGCAGCUGCAGCUGGAGCAAAUCCAGCAGCUGCAGCAGCAGCUUCACCAGCAGCUGGAGGAGCAGAAGAUCCGCCAGAUCUAUCAGUACAACUAUGACCCUUCUGGAACGGCUUCUCCCCAGGCACCUGCAGAGCAGGCUAUCCUGGAAGGUCAAUAUGCAGCCCCUGAAGGCUCUCAGUUCUGGGCCCCGGAGGAUGCAACCACAACAGCCUCUGCAGUGGUGGCCAUUGAGAUCCCUCAGAGCCAGGGCUGGUACACGGUGCAGUCUGAUGGGGUCACCCAGUACAUCGCCCCGCCUGGCAUCCUGAGCACUGUUUCUGAGAUUCCUCUGACCGAUGUUGUUGUCAAAGAGGAAAAGCAGCCGAAAAAGAGAAGCUCUGGAGCCAAAGUGCGGGGCCAAUAUGAGGAGCUAGGGGAAGGUGCCGGGGAAGAUCCCCGGGGUUUUAAAAAGAUCGUGGACAGUGGUGUCCAAACAGAUGAUGAGGAUGCCACUGACCGGAGCUAUGCCAGCAGGAGGAGGAGGGCCAAGAAGAGUGUGGACACCAGUGUCCAGACAGAUGAUGAGGACCAGGAUGAGUGGGAUGUGCCGACCAGGGCAAGGAGGAAAGCCCGCACGGGGAAGUACAGUGAUGGUGGUGCCGAGGCGGACAAAAGCAAAGCCCCCUCCAAAGUCGCCAGCAUUGCGGUCCAGACCGUGGCUGAGAUCUCUGUGCAGACUGAGCCUGUGGGAACCAUACGGACCCCUUCCAUACGAGCCCGAGUGGAUGCCAAGGUAGAGAUAAUUAAGCACAUUUCAGCACCUGAAAAGACUUACAAAGGGGGCAGUUUAGGAUGUCAAACAGAAGCAGAUUCAGACACACAGAGCCCUCAGUAUCUGAGUGCCACUUCUCCUCCCAAAGACAAGAAGCGCCCAACACCUUUAGAGAUUGGUUACUCAUGUCACCUCCGGGCAGACUCCACCCUGCAGCUGGCUCCUUCCCCACCCAAAUCUCCAAAAGUCCUUUACUCACCCAUCUCUCCACUCUCAUCAGGCAAAGCCUUAGAAUCAGCCUUUGUACCUUAUGAAAAGCCCCUCCCUGAUGAUAUCAGUCCACAGAAAGUACUGCAUCCUGACAUGGCCAAAGCUCCCCCAGCAAGUCCUAAGUCAGCCAAGAUGAUGCAGCGGUCUCUGUCUGACCCCAAGCCUCUGAGCCCAACUGCAGACGAGAGUUCCAGGGCUCCUUUUCAGUAUACCGAGGGCUUCACGACCAAAGGCUCCCAAACCAUGACUUCGUCUGGCUCCCAGAAGAAGGUGAAGAGAACGCUGCCCAACCCGCCGCCCGAGGAGGUGCCCGCGGGCUCCCCGGCCUCCUUUGGCGCCGGCGGCACGGCAACCCGCAGGCGGAUCUGCAGGACCAACACCAUGGCCCGCGCCAAGAUCCUGCAGGACAUCGACCGCGAGCUGGACCUCGUGGAGCGCGAGUCUGCGAAGCUCAGAAAGAAGCAGGCCGAGCUGGACGAGGAAGAGAAGGAGAUAGACGCCAAACUGCGCUACCUGGAGAUGGGCAUCAACCGCAGGAAGGAGGCCCUGCUAAAGGAGCGCGAGAAGCGCGAGCGCGCCUACCUGCAGGGUGUGGCGGAGGACCGUGACUACAUGUCGGACAGCGAGGUCAGCUCCACCAGGCCUGCCCGCGCCGAGAGCCCGCUGGGCGCCGAGCGGCCCAGGACUGCCCCGCAGGCAGACUUCAGCCCAGCCGAGCCCCAGCUGGCGCAGCCCGCUGGCGCCUACGCGCAGUUCCCGUUCUCCAGCCCUGCUCCACCCACCCAGGCGCCUGCACCCUAUACGCAGCCCGCGUCCUUCCAGCCGCAGACGCUGUUCCACCAGCAGGCCACCCCCUACCAGACGCAGCCGGCUUUCCAGGCCGUGGCCACCAUGACUUUCGCGCCACAGGCUCAGCCGGCGCCCAGCCCGCAGCCGUCCUUCCAGCUCCCAUCCCCAAUGGUGGUGAUCCAGCCCAAGCCGCGCCAGGCCGCUCUGUACCUGGAGCCCAAAGUCACUGCCAGCUACGAGGUGAUCCGCAGCCAGCCCCUGAUGAUUGCGCCUGCCUCCACCGACGGCUCGUACGCCGUGCCCCACCUGGGCAGUAAGUACAGCAGCCUGGACCUAAGACUGGGCCUGGAGGAGCGGGGCAGCAUGGCCAGCAGCCCCAUCUCCAGCAUCUCGGCCGAGUCCUUCUACGCAGACAUUGACCACCACACCUCGCGGAACUACGUCCUCAUCGACGACCUUGGGGAGAUCACCAAGGGAACUGCCUCACUCAGCACGGCCUUCAGCCUCCAUGACAAGGACCUGUCCAAGUCAGACCGGCUGCUGAGAGCCACAGAGCCGCGCAGGUCCCAGGAGGUGACAGACUUCCUCGCACCUCUGCAGCCCUCCUCCAGGUUGCACAGUUAUGUGAAGGCCGAGGAGGACCCCAUGGAGGACCCCUACGAGUUAAAGCUCCUGAAGCAUCAGAUUAAACAAGAGUUUCGCAGAGGGACAGAAAGCCUGGAUCACCUCGCUGGUCUCUCGCACUACUACCAUGGGGACACCAGCUACCGCCACUUCCCCAAGUCCGAGAAGUACAGCAUCAGCAGACUCACCCUUGAGAAGCAGGCGGCCAAGCAGCUGCCAGCAGCCAUACUGUACCAAAAGCAGUCAAAGCAUAAGAAGUCUCUGAUUGAUCCUAAAAUGUCCAAGUUUUCACCUAUUCAAGAAAGCAGAGACCUUGAACCUGACUAUUCGAGCUACAUGACUUCCAGCACUUUAUCUAUCGGUGGUAUUUCUUCUAGGGCAAGACUUCUUCAGGAUGACAUCACUUUUGGCCUCAGAAAAAAUAUUACAGAUCAACAAAAAUUCAUGGGGUCCUCCCUGGGCUCAGGCCUGGGCACUCUAGGUAAUACCAUUCGCUCAGCUUUGCAGGAGGAAGCAGACAAGCCCUAUAGCAGUGGCAGCAGGUCCAGACCCUCCUCCCGACCAUCCUCUGUCUACGGGCUUGACUUGUCAAUCAAAAGGGAUUCUUCCAGCUCAUCUCUAAGGCUGAAGGCACAGGAGGCUGAAGCCCUUGACAUUUCCUUUGGUCAUGCAUCCUCUUCGGCCAGAACUAAGCCCACCAGUCUACCAAUUAGCCAGAGCCGGGGAAGGAUCCCAAUUGUGGCCCAGAAUUCUGAAGAAGAAAGUCCCCUCAGUCCUGUGGGCCAACCCAUGGGAAUGGCCAGGGCGGCCGCUGGACCUCUGCCACCCAUAUCUGCAGAUACAAGGGACCAGUUUGGCUCCAGUCAUUCAUUGCCUGAAGUCCAGCAGCACAUGAGAGAGGAAUCACGAACUCGGGGGUAUGACAGGGACAUAGCGGCCUUCAUCAUGGAUGACUUCCAGCACGCCAUGUCGGACAGUGAAGCCUAUCACUUGCGUCGGGAGGAAACGGAUUGGUUUGAUAAACCCAGAGAAUCACGUUUGGAGAAUGGACAUCUGGACCGAAAACUGCCAGAAAGAUUGGUUCACUCGCGACCGCUCAGUCAGCAUCAGGAACAAAUCUUACAGAUGAACGGGAAGGCCGUGCACUACAUCUUCCCCCACGCCCGGAUAAAAAUAGCGAGAGACUCCAAGGAUCACACCGUCUCAGGUAAUGGAUUAGGAAUUAGGAUCGUGGGUGGUAAAGAAAUCCCUGGACAUGCUGGAGAAAUUGGAGCCUACAUUGCCAAGAUUCUUCCUGGGGGAAGUGCAGAACAGACAGGGAAGCUGGUGGAAGGGAUGCAAGUCCUGGAGUGGAAUGGAAUUUCCUUGAUGUCUAAAACCUAUGAAGAAGUACAGAGCAUCCUUAGUCAGCAGAGUGGGGAGGCAGAAAUAUGUGUAAGACUGGAUCUCAAUAUGCUCUCAGAUUCGGAAAAUUCCCAGCACCUGGAACUCCAUGAGCCACCCAGAGCCGUGGAUAAAGCCAAGUCCCCGGGGGUGGACCCCAAGCAGCUGGCCGCUGAGCUGCAGAAGGUCUCGCUGCAGCAGUCCCCGCUGGUGCUGGCAUCCGUCAUGGAGAAGGGGUCGCAUGGUCACUCGGGCCCCACAUCCGCAGGAUCCAGUUCUGUUCCCAGCCCUGGGCAGCCAGGGUCUCCAUCUGUGAGCAAAAAGAAACACAGCAGUAGCAGCAGCAGCAGCAGCAGCAAGCCGGGUGAUGCAACAAAGGCUGCCUCGCACCCGAUUACGGGAGAAAUCCAGCUUCAAAUCAACUAUGACCUUGGAAAUCUCAUAAUUCACGUUCUCCAAGCCAGAAACCUUGUGCCUCGAGACAACAAUGGUUACUCGGAUCCUUUCGUGAAGGUCUACCUUCUUCCCGGGCGAGGUCAAGUCAUGGUGGUCCAGAAUGCAAGUGCUGAGCACAAGAGAAGGACUAAAUAUGUCCAGAAAAGCCUUAAUCCUGAGUGGAAUCAAACGGUCAUUUAUAAAAGUAUUUCCAUGGAACAGCUCAAAAAGAAAACCCUGGAGGUGACUGUGUGGGAUUAUGACAGAUUUUCCUCCAACGACUUCCUCGGGGAGGUGCUGAUCGACCUGUCGAGCACAUCCCACCUGGAUAACACCCCGAGGUGGUAUCCACUCAAGGAGCAGACUGAGAGCAUCGACCACAGCAAGCCACACUCCAGCCAGGGCAGCCAGGCGUCCCCAAAGCCAUCUGUCAUCAAAAGCAGAAGCCAUGGCAUCUUCCCUGACCCAUCCAAGGCGGACAUGCAGGUUCCCACCAUGGAGAAGUCGCACAGCAGCCCCGGCAGCUCCAAGUCAUCCUCCGAAGGCCACCUGCGCUCCCACGGCCCAUCACGCAGCCAGAGCCGCGGCAGCGUCACCCAGGCGCAUCUAGAGGACGCAGGCGCAGCCAUCGCCGCCGCCGAGGCCGCAGUGCACCAGCGCCUCCCGACAACAAAGCCCAGCAACCCACGGCCUGCAGACAGCUCAGCAUCGACCGGCUCCUCGGGCAGCAGCUUUGGCAGUGGCUACAGUGUGGACAGCGAAGGCAGCGGCCCCGCUGGGGACACCAAUCUGUUCCCAGUGCCACGGAUAGGGAAGAUGGGGCAAAACGGACUGGAGCCUGUGAAGCAGCCGGCGGGAGGCGGAGGGCUAGCAGAUGCGGAGGCUAAAACUCAGGUCAUGGGAGAAAUCAAGAUUGCAUUGAAGAAAGAAAUGAAAACAGAUGGUGAACAACUAAUAGUGGAAAUUCUCCAAUGCAGAAAUAUAACCUACAAGUUUAAGUCUCCUGACCACUUACCAGAUUUGUAUGUGAAAAUAUAUGUGAUGAACAUCUCUACCCAAAAGAAGGUUAUCAAGAAAAAGACAAGAGUGUGUAGGCAUGAUCGAGAACCUUCCUUUAAUGAGACUUUCCGAUUCAGUCUGAGUCCCGCGGGGCAUUCACUUCAGAUUUUGCUUUUCUCCAAUGGAGGGAAGUUUAUGAAAAAGACCUUGAUCGGUGAAGCCUGUAUCUGGCUCGACAAAGUGGAUCUCAGAAAAAGAAUUGUCAACUGGCACAAACUCCUGGUCAGCCCCACCCAGACGCACUAGGGCCUGCGCGUGCUCAGCGACGGGCGCGGAGGAGUCGCCUCGAUCGACGCGGGCGGGCGGGCGGGCGAGCGGGACGCUGAUGCGCCAGCUGUCCUCAGGGCGAGCCAGGGCAGCAAGGCUGUUGCAACCCGGUGAACUCUCUGCCGCGGGAACCAGCAGAGACGCGAAUGGGCAGAAAACGAACCAACGCCGCCGAGCUCCGAGA
Messenger RNA from Octodon degus (degu), 14926 nucleotides. RefSeq names its product piccolo presynaptic cytomatrix protein (gene Pclo). The record is from RefSeq and is a predicted model, not a curated record. The transcript is spliced from 26 exons. Gene Ontology annotation, molecular function: protein binding; structural constituent of presynaptic active zone; metal ion binding. The coding region runs from base 37 to 14721 and encodes 4894 amino acids. Gene Ontology annotation, biological process: protein localization to synapse; presynaptic active zone assembly. Gene Ontology annotation, cellular component: axon; GABA-ergic synapse; glutamatergic synapse. NCBI's taxonomy places the organism in Eukaryota, Metazoa, Chordata, Mammalia, Rodentia, Octodontidae.